Molecule: messenger RNA, 1056 nt
Organism: Theobroma cacao (cacao)
Lineage: Eukaryota; Viridiplantae; Streptophyta; Magnoliopsida; Malvales; Malvaceae
Source: RefSeq, a predicted model, not a curated record
AUGGAUUCUAACCAAGUUCGGAGACAAAAGCGAAGGGCUUCUGAGAGGUCGAAGGAUGUGAAGGAGAUGUGGGAAUUUCUUACGUCUGAUCAGAACAAUCAACAAACCCAUUCUGAUAAUGUUAAGCAAACAAAAUAUGAAGUCGAUGUCGAGAUUGAGGAGAUGUUCGAUAGGGUUAAGAGAAGGAAGAAGAUGGAGGAGAAAAGUCCUCGGGAAACAGCAUUGCUUGCUGAGAAAGUAAUGGCUAUGCUCGAGGUUGCUGCUGAAGAUGAUGCUGAACUUAUCCGACAGGAGAAACCUGCCAUAAACAAGAUACAAAUGCUGCCUCUUCUUCUCGACUUUCUAUCCAAGAGAAAACUUCAAGGAGAAUUCUUGGAUCAUGGAGUUUUAAGCCUGUUGAAGAAUUGGCUUGAACCUCUUCCUGAUGGAAGCUUACCCAAUGCGACACUUCGCGCUGCAAUUUUGAAUAUGCUGACUCAGGUGUUGCCUAUUGAUAUAGAGCGAGAAGAUCGAAGGGAACAACUGAAGAAGAGUGGACUUGGAAAAGUCAUUAUGUUUCUGUCAAAAUCAGAUGAGGAAAUCACUGCCAACAAAAGACUUGCAAAGGAUUUAAUUGAACAUUGGAGUCGAACUAUAUUCAGCAAGAGUGUACAGUUCUCGGACUUGAGAUAUAUAGAAGAAAAUAUGGCUGUUCCUUUCAGGAAGCCAUCUUUGAAAAAACCUGAGAAGCAACAAGCGCCAUUAACAAUGGAGCCAGUCAGGGUGGCUGAUUUUGAUUUGGAGUUGGAUUUGAGGAUUACCAAGGCCAGUGAUGAUAAAUCAUCUUCAAGCCAGCAGCGUGCUUCACGCCCAGAGGCAACUCCAUCUGUUUAUCUGGUGCGUCCUCAAUCUAAUUUCAAUCCGCACAUUGUUAAAAGUUAUCGCAGACAACAAGUGAAAGGAGACAGGCGUGCAAGGAUAGAGGAGAGGUUGAAGAGGUUGAAAAGAUCAAAUAAGAAGCCUUUGCAAACCGCAAAACUUGGUGCUCAGGGUCGUGGGAUCUUCACUUACCUCUGA